Budorcas taxicolor (takin) is the source of this 2424-nucleotide messenger RNA. RefSeq names its product neuronal PAS domain protein 2 (gene NPAS2). Gene Ontology annotation, molecular function: protein dimerization activity; RNA polymerase II cis-regulatory region sequence-specific DNA binding; DNA-binding transcription factor activity, RNA polymerase II-specific. NCBI's taxonomy places the organism in Eukaryota, Metazoa, Chordata, Mammalia, Artiodactyla, Bovidae. The record is from RefSeq and is a predicted model, not a curated record. Gene Ontology annotation, cellular component: CLOCK-BMAL transcription complex; cytoplasm; nucleus. Gene Ontology annotation, biological process: regulation of transcription by RNA polymerase II; circadian regulation of gene expression. The coding region runs from base 1 to 2424 and encodes 807 amino acids. The transcript has 20 exons.
AUGUUGGAACAUCCGGAUCAUGCCUAUCUCACUUGCAAGAGAGCUUCCCGAAACAAGUCUGAGAAGAAGCGUCGGGACCAGUUCAAUGUCCUCAUCAAAGAGCUCAGCUCCAUGCUGCCUGGCAACACGCGGAAGAUGGACAAGACCACCGUGCUGGAGAAGGUCAUUGGGUUCUUGCAGAAACACAAUGAAGUCUCAGCGCAAACGGAAAUCUGUGACAUUCAGCCGGACUGGAAGCCUUCAUUCCUCAGUAAUGAAGAAUUCACCCAGCUGAUGUUGGAGGCCUUGGAUGGCUUCAUCAUCGCCAUGACGACGGAUGGCAGCAUCCUCUAUGUUUCUGACAGCAUCACACCUCUCCUCGGGCACUUACCGUCGGAUGUCAUGGAUCAGAAUUUGUUAAAUUUCCUUCCAGAGCAAGAACACUCGGAAGUCUAUAAAAUGCUCUCUUCCCAUAUGCUUAUGACGGACGCCCCUUCCCCAGAAUACUUAAAAUCUGACAACGAUUUAGAGUUUUAUUGCCAUCUUCUCAGAGGCAGCUUGAACCCAAAGGAAUUUCCAACUUAUGAAUACAUAAAAUUUGUAGGAAAUUUUCGCUCUUACAACAAUGUGCCCAGCCCCUCUUGUAAUGGCUUUGAUGGCGCCCUUUCAAGGCCCUGCCGAGUGCCCUUGGGGAAGGAGGUCUGCUUCAUCGCCACCGUUCGCCUGGCCACACCACAGUUCUUAAAGGAAAUGUGCAUCGUUGACGAACCUUUAGAGGAAUUCACUUCAAGGCAUAGCUUGGAAUGGAAAUUUUUAUUUCUGGAUCACAGAGCCCCUCCUAUCAUAGGGUACCUGCCUUUUGAAGUCCUGGGAACCUCGGGCUAUGACUACUACCACGUGGAUGACCUGGAGCUCCUAGCUAGGUGCCACCAGCACCUGAUGCAGUUUGGCAAAGGGAAGUCGUGCUGCUACAGGUUUCUGACCAAAGGCCAGCAGUGGAUUUGGCUCCAGACCCACUACUACAUCACCUACCACCAGUGGAACUCCAAGCCCGAGUUCAUCGUGUGCACACACUCGGUGGUCAGUUACGCCGAGGUCCGGGUGGAGAGGAGGCAGGAAUUGGCGCUGGAGGACCCGCUGCUGGAGACCGUCCACCCUUCAGCACUGAAGGACAAGGGCUCCAGCCUGGAACCUCAGCAGCACUUUAAUGCACUUGACAUGGGCACCUCAGGCCUUAACACCAGUCACUCACCAUCGGCCUCCUCAAGAAGUUCCCACAAAUCCUCGCGCACAGCCAUGUCAGAGCCCACCUCCACUCCAAGCAAGCUGAGGGCAGAGGCCAGCACCCCGGCUUUGCCCAGAUCGGCCCAAGAGCUCCCAGUGCCAGGACUCAGCCAGGCAGCCGCGAUGCCGGCCCCCCUGCCAGCCCCGGCAUCCUGUGACCUCACACAGCAGCUCCUGCCUCAGACCAUCUUGCAGAGCCCACCUGCCCCCGUGUCACAGUUUUCAGCACAGCUCAGCAUGUUCCAGACCAUCAAAGACCAGCUGGAGCAGCGGACACGCAUCCUGCAAGCCAACAUCCGGUGGCAGCAGGAAGAACUCCACAAGAUCCAGGAGCAGCUCUGCCUGGUCCAGGACUCCAACGUCCAGAUGUUUCUGCAGCCGCCAGAUGGAUCCCUGAGCUUCAGCAGUGCCCAGCGGCCGGAGACUCAGCAGCAGCUCCAGCAGAGGUCUGGCCCAGGUCCCCAGCUUGUGGCCAGCCCACAGCUUCCGGGGCAGAUAGCCUCUGCCCAGGUCACAAACCAGCACCUGCUAAGAGAAUCGAGUGUGAUAUCGACCCAGGGUCCAAAGCCAUUGAGAAGCUCACAGAUGAUUCAGGGGAGCAGCCUGACACCCCAGUUUAGCAGCACCACCACUGCGCUCCCAUUGGCUCUGAGCCUGACCACGCCAGCUUCCGCCUCCCAGGAGGCCCCCCAGGGCCAACCCAGCCCGGACUUCAGCCAUGACCGGCAGCUCAGGCUACUGCUGAGCCAGCCCAUCCAGCCCAUGAUGCCCGGAUCCUGUGACGCGAGGCAGCCCUCAGAGGUCAGGAGGACCGGACGGCAAGUCAAGUAUCCGCAGAGCCAGGCCGUGUUUCAGAACCCGGAUGUGCACACCACCAGCAGCAACGCCGCCACCCCUGUCCUGCUGAUGGGGCUGCAGCCCAGCUUCCCCACCUCUCAGCCGUCACCCCUGAAGCCUGCACAGGCCCCGCCGCAGCCUCCGCACUUUCUUCAGGUGCAGGUGCCAACCUCUCUGCACAGUGAGCAGCAGGACUCCCUCCUUCUCUCCACCUACUCGCAACAGCCAGGGACCCUGGGCUACCCAACGCCGGGGCCCGCACGCCCGGCCCGAAGGGUCAGCAGCCUGUCUGAGUCCUCAGGCCUCCAGCAGCCGCCCCGGUAG